CCACCACAUUUCUAAUUUCUAAAAAUCAAAUAAAGAAAAAAAAGAAGUACUUGCCAUACUUUAUCCAUUGAGUUAUUAACCAUGGUUAAACAAACCCUCGCCAUAACCACUAUCUCCAGCGGUUUAUAUAUGUAGAACAAGUAUAGAAACCACAAACAAACCACCAUACAAACCUGCAAAACACACCAUACAUAAUACAACCGACAACAAAAAUGGUCGGAGACGACAACCACCACCACAACAACAUGAUGGUUCACGUACCACCAUGGACCCUCAUGGACCACGACCCCUUCUCUCCCCGCAGCCCCAAUGCCACUAUCGAAGACUACGCCUACUUCCUCCGCAACGACGCCGCCCUCCGCCGCUACCUCGAAGACAACAACCUCGACGCCGACGACGCUACCGACUUCGACAUCACUUCCGAAACCUUUGCCUGUGACAGCUUCCGUAUGUACGAGUUUAAGGUACGUAAGUGUGCACGUGCUCGCUCACAUGACUGGACCGACUGUCCGUACGCUCAUCCCGGAGAAAAAGCUCGCCGUAGAGAUCCCCGGAAGUAUAGUUAUUCCGGUACCGCGUGCCCGGAGUUCCGUAAAGGGAACUGUAAGAAAGGUGACGGUUGUGAGUUUGCUCACGGUGUUUUUGAGUGUUGGCUGCAUCCUCACCGGUAUCGUACUCAGCCGUGUAAAGACGGUGUUAACUGUCGCCGGCGUGUGUGUUUUUUCGCACACACGCCGGAGCAGCUUCGGGUUCUGAGCCCACAUGCUGAUUCUGGGUUUCCUACGUUGUUUUCCUCGUUGUCGGAGUCUUCUACACCGCCGUCGGAGUCGCCGCCGAUGUCUCCGGUGGCCGGAACUCUUAGCCGGUCACUUGGGUCGGUGCCGGUGAGUGAUAUGUUAACAUCUCUCCGGCGUUUGCAGCUUACAAAAGCCUCCACACCCUUGGGUACGGGUACGGGUUCCCCGUGGGGUAUGCAAAUGGGUCGGCUUGGUUCUUCUCCUGGAUCCGGGUUGUAUAGUCUGCCGUCGACUCCGACCCGACCCGUGGUCCGACGGGGUUUAGGGUUUGAGAUCUGGGAUGAAGGUUGUGUGGAGGAGGAACCGGUUAUGGAAAGGGUUGAAUCCGGUAGGGAUUUGAGGGUGAAGAUGUUUGAGAAGUUGGGCAAGGAGAAUGGGUUGGGUCGGGUUGACCCGGGUGCGGAAGGAAGUUCAAACCCGGAUGUUGGGUGGAUUUCGGAGCUUGUGAAGUGAAUGGUGAAUGGGAUCUCCCAAGUGUUUAAUUUUAAUUAAUUACGGAUUAUUGUUAUUGUUAUUAUGUGGUUAGUUAGUUGGGAUGAUGAAAUUAAGGUAACAUUUUGUUUGUGAUGUAAAUAUUGGUAUGAUGGGGGUGAAGUUGAAAGAAAAGAGGGAGGAGAUGAGAUGGGGUGGAAUUAUUAUUUUCUUUGUUAUGAAUAUUGAAAAUGAAUUGGAUAUUAUGAGAAUGUAAGUUGUAAUGUUAUUACUAUUGUGCACUUGUUA
Molecule: messenger RNA, 1517 nt
Organism: Helianthus annuus (common sunflower)
Lineage: Eukaryota; Viridiplantae; Streptophyta; Magnoliopsida; Asterales; Asteraceae
Product: zinc finger CCCH domain-containing protein 20
Exons: 1
Coding region: 213-1250 (345 amino acids)
Molecular function (GO): metal ion binding
Source: RefSeq, a predicted model, not a curated record